AUGGCGCAAGAGGAGGAAGCGGCGGCUGUGGCAAAAGUAGCACAAGGGUCGCCAAGCCCAGCACCUCGUCCCUGGCGCAACCGAACUGGUAGAGGAGGGUCUAAGGGCACACCCACCCUGCCGGCACCCGGAGCUGCUGCCGGCGCCUCGGGGAGAGCUACACCAAUCAGUACAAGCGAGAGCCGGAUGCAAAAGUUCUUAGCUCAGUCGCCAUUGGACAUUGGCGGCCGGCGCACAGCACGCCGCAUUGGUGAGGGCAUUUAUCAAGGCAAUAGUGGUGGUGGCGGCCAAGAUCCACCAUCACGCUUGCAACGGCGGAGCACCACGAAUGGCGACGACGCUCGAAACAUUGCUAGCAACAUCACACCCGCGCACUCUGAGCAUGGCGACGGAUCGGACCUUCGAUGGAUCCGGUAUGAAGAGGACCAGGCACGUAUGCAAGUUGCCAUUGGCGAAAAACCGGGUGGUUUAUUCUCACCCAAAGCCCGUGUCAGUCCUAAGAUCGCUGUCGCUGGCCGCGAGCUACACCGUCGGGCUAGUAAUACCAGUCUCGGUGAGAAGAGCAAUGUCCCUGUAUCUGUGACAACCAACCGCACAACAACCUCAUCUGGGGUGUAUUCGGCACCGGCCAACCGAGGAAGCAAGCCGGCCAGCUCCCUCAGGCGCAUGGUAUCUGAGUCCGAAGACGUCACUAGGAUUUUUAAAACGUCUUCACCGGGACUGGUGAGAGAAACCAAUUCUGGGGACAUGGUCUAUGCUACCGACCCUUCUGCUGCUCCGACUCAAUUCAGAUCGACUGCUGUUCCGUCACUGGCGGCAGCACAAACUGCAGAAGCGGAUCUGAAUGAGUCUCCUGGGAAAAGCUUUGCCUGGGAUGCCGACGAGGAUUUUACGGCCAACGACCUGAUGGCAUCCGAGAGCCCGCGUGUUGCGCUUCAAAGUGGAACUGGUGUCGAUGUUGCCCCCGAUACGGUGCCCUCAAAGACCCAUCAAUCUCGACCGCGGAACUCCAAACUCGAGGAGAUACGUCGAUUGGAGUUGGAGGCGGAUUUGAUCUUCCCCGAAGACGCUUUGAUCGAAAAUCGGCGACAUUCUAACCGCGACGAGAUCAUUCCAAACACUGGCGCCGUGGACGCGGAAAUGAGUCGACAUAGCGAACACGGAGAUGCUGGUGAAGGUGGUGGGUUGGACCCGCAAAACUUGCGCCGCCCCGGCCUACCAGUAGAACGGACCAACAGGACAUUGGACGACAUCCGUGCCCGGGAAGAUCAGCCUAUUUCAAAACGGGAAAUGUCGGCUAUGAGACUAGACGAGAUCCGACAACAGAACGCUGAGAGCCGCCAGAAGCCAAUUGACGCUGCCCGAAAGUUGAGCCACGAGCAUUUGCGCGCGGAGGCGAUUCGCGAUGGACAGGACGACGUUGUCGAACUGGCAUUUGAUAAGAACGAGACUAAGACUGAUGUAGCGACACGAGCUGCGAGAGACCGUGCUCUCUAUGGCGAGGACAGUGAACAUAUCCCCAACACCCCCAUUACGAUUUACCGGUCAUCAUCGACCGACCGUGGGCGGAAGCUCCUGAGCGCGGAGGACGGUGGCAGCGACAAUGACACUGCUAAGAACGUGAGUGUCAGCCCCACAGGCUCGCGCAAAUCCUCAUCUUCCACGCACUCGAGAACUGAGUCGCAAGAGCUGCUUCGCAAGCUGGCUCGCGUAACUACCUCUGUUGUCGCGGCCGCCGAGCGGAAAGACAAAGCAACGAUGGGCCCUCAGAUAUUGAAUAAGAUGCCAGGCGGUGACAAUGUGCGAGGCGGAGCAGGACAAGGAGCACCGCCCGACAACGACAACUUUGCAUUUGACAAAAAUGUCGGAUUGAAACUGCCCCGGUCUCGAGACGGCGACACACUGCGGCCUACGGUUGGAUUUGCACAGCUGCGGCGGCAGGCGUCCACAGAAUCGGCUUCAACUAAGCGUUCUAGCCUGGCUCAGUCGGACGGCGACCCAACAGAUCGUAUCGAGGCUGAAAUGAAGUUAUUUGCGGCCGGCGAAAACCAUUCGGAGAGAGGAUCGAUUCGUGCCCCAUCACCUGACGAGAAUUUGGAUGAUCUAGGUGCUCCGGUGCCAGGCUUGGUAGCUAAGAGCUCGUCGAUGGUCGAUGAUGCAACCCCCAGAUCGAACAAGGUGAUGAACCCUCUUAUGCAGCCAACACCGCGUGUGACAGGGGCGUACGUUGAGACACCGGCGACAGCAAGGACAGAGAAGAUGCUGGAAAUGAUUAACGCUCCUGCUAGCGAAUCAGAGGCUCCAUUCCAGACCAUUUCUGUUGCUUCAUCCAAGGCAGUUGAAAAGAAGCGGGCAUCCAUGCCACUUCCUGGGAUCCUGUCAUUGUUGCGAGGCUCUACAGGCACCGACACUGAUCCAGGUACUGCAGCCGUCACCGAGACCGUGCCGGGCGAUGGACAUACGCCUUUUGGAGAAGCGCCUUCUGUGGCUACGAAGGAUGUCGAGGCUCGUUUCCACCGGCUAUCCUCCUCGCAGAAAAUGUCAAGAUCUCGCUCGCGGUCUGCGUCGCGGUCAUGGACCCCACUUGUGAAUUCAGCCAAGCCGUCAAGUGCCCGCGAAGACCUAUUAGCCAUCCAACGUGACCAGCAAAUUGACGAUUCGACGGUUGAUGACUUUGACGAGGUCUUGGCCACGCACACAGCAGCUGGCUUAAACGACAAGACGGCUGUUUUAGGUGGCGAUAGCACGACAGACUCUCAACGGCUGCGGCGGAUGAGCCAGUCAAUCUCGACGUACCUUCUGGAUGUCCAGUCAAUGAAAAAGGGGAUUGAGCGGCUGGAGGACCAGGUGUCCCACCCCGAGACUAGAGUAGAGGCUGCGCUUGAGCUGCAGAAGAAGAUCAAGCAGGAAGCGGUGACUGACACGAAGCGGGGGGCAACCACUCAUGAGAAGUCCGUAAUCGGUCCUAUUCAGAAAAGAGUGAAGGUUGAACCAGGCAGUGACCGCAUCCUGAACUUCAACGCCGCUGUCUCAAAGCAAACCAAGCAACCCACAAAGGAGCACAAGCGGCAUGGCACCAGUUCUUCCCAAACUGUGCCUAAGAAGGAAGGCAAAGAUGAUACAUCUGUGUCCCCCGCAUUCCCAAAGACAUUGUUUGUUGGGUCUACACCGACGGACGCAGUUUACCUGCCACGGCUGUAUCGCUCGAGUCCUGGCAACACGCAGUUGACACUUCUCGGCAUUCUCGUCCUAACAUUGUCGGUCUGGCUUGCAUUCGAGAGUACGGCAUGCGCGUUGUUUUGCCGACCCGAAGCGUGCCAUAGUGGCCAGGCUUGUCAAUGGUCACCAGACGAUCCGUCAUUCGGUUCGGCCAUUCCAGUAAAAUUGGAUCAGUGGCUCACAGGCGGCCAAGGCCGAUCGCUGGCUACCUGGGCGAGUGACGAAGUUGGAGACUGGGUGGCUGAUUUGUGGGAUGCAGCGACGGGCACGGAUAUUCGACAGGUUGACUCAACAUAUUUCACUUUCGACGAAAAGCGGCGCCACCGCAGACGGCUGCAGAAGAGAGGUCUUAUCCAGCCUUGGACUCCAACGACCGAAACGCGGCCCAAGCUGGAGGCGUUGCGACGUGCGGGCGAGGCGCGUGAGGAGGAGCGUCGUGAUCGAGAGGAGCAAGGCUACAGCAGCAGGUACGACGGAGGUUACUUGGAGGACGACGGUGUCGACGAUGGAUUUGAGGAUAUUGUGCGGGCGAGCGAACGGAUUCUGGGGGACAAGAAGGUGAGGGGUUGGUGGUGA
Molecule: messenger RNA, 3795 nt
Organism: Sporothrix brasiliensis 5110
Lineage: Eukaryota; Fungi; Ascomycota; Sordariomycetes; Ophiostomatales; Ophiostomataceae
Exons: 1
Coding region: 1-3795 (1264 amino acids)
Source: RefSeq, a predicted model, not a curated record